Pseudoliparis swirei is the source of this 702-nucleotide messenger RNA. Its product is annotated as macrophage mannose receptor 1-like. Lineage: Eukaryota; Metazoa; Chordata; Actinopteri; Perciformes; Liparidae. The transcript has 4 exons. Bases 49 to 579 code for a protein of 176 amino acids. The record is from RefSeq and is a predicted model, not a curated record.
UUCGAUGCCAGAGGGCCCAGUGAGACUUUUAUCUUAAUUAACACCUACAUGACGUGGACUGAGGCCCAGAGCUACUGCAGAGAACACCACACAGACCUGGCCAUGGUGAGGAACUUGGAGGACGCCCAGAUAUUACAGAAUCUGGUAUCUACAGCAGGAGAACAAGUCUGGAUCGGCCUUUUCAGAGAUGGAUGGAAGUGGUCUGAUGGAAGUGACUCCUCAUUGAGGAACUGGAAAACUCAUGAGCCUCGUGGUUCCAGUAAGACUGGUGUGGCAGCAGAUUUUAGUGCCGAUGGACUAUGGGAGGCCCUGGACUCUGAUGUCAAGUCAGUGUUCAUCUGCUACAUUGAUGUUGUUCCUGUUUCAAAGCGAGUGGUGAAGGUGAGGCUGGAGAAGAGCAGCUCCUCUCUGGAUCUGAACGACCCUGUGGUGAUGGAGAACCUCUUGAAGCAGCUCAAACAGAGGCUGGAGGACCAGGGGCAGAAAGGCGUCAUCAAGCUGAGCUGGAAGAAGCAGUCGGAUGGAAAAGUCUUUCACAAGGAAGAGAAGGAGACCAAGAAGAGAAGAGAUGAGCUGUAAUGUUCUUUCAACCCACUCUGGUUCUCCCCCUCUUCCUCCUUUUCUUCUUCCUCUCCAUUAAUGGUAGAAAGAACCAAAGUACCCCAGGACCGACCCGUUGCUGUGAAGUACCCUGUUCCCCUC